Molecule: messenger RNA, 824 nt
Organism: Erpetoichthys calabaricus (reedfish)
Lineage: Eukaryota; Metazoa; Chordata; Cladistia; Polypteriformes; Polypteridae
Gene: ensab
Product: endosulfine alpha b
Exons: 4
Coding region: 225-620 (131 amino acids)
Cellular component (GO): cytoplasm
Molecular function (GO): protein phosphatase inhibitor activity
Source: RefSeq, a predicted model, not a curated record
GUUGCAGUUCGCCAUUUUAGACAGUCAAGAAACUGAGGCGAGGCGAUUUGUGAUAGUGUAGCAGAGGGGUAAUUUGUAAAACCCCUUUGUUGAGGUUUUUAUAAGAACCGUCUGGCGUUGUAUUGUAAACAGAAAAAAGAUGUCCUCGGAAAACCAAGAAACGGAGACACAACAGGAAUCCGGGGAAGAAAAACAGACUCUAGCUCCAACACUCUCCCCUGCGCAUGGGUGUUGACUUCCCAUUCCUGCCCGUAAUUCUGAAGAUCAGUUCCCCAUCGCAAGCGAUUACAUUGGACCCCACGAACCGACUACAAUUGAGUGAAUAUGACACUCAGGAAAAAGAAUCCAAUCCUGUCAAAGCUGAAGAAGCAAAAUUGAAAGCCAAAUACCCCAAUCUUGGACAGAAACCUGGUGGUUCAGAUUUCCUCAUGAAGAGAUUACAAAAAGGGCAAAAAUACUUUGACUCAGGAGACUAUAACAUGGCCAAAGCAAAAAUGAAGAAUAAGCAGCUUCCCACUGCCGGGCCAGACAAGAACUUGGUGACAGGCGAUCAUAUUCCAACGCCGCAAGACCUCCCACAGAGAAAAUCAUCGCUGGUUACCAGCAAACUUGCUGGCUAGCAAAAGCACAAACCUCCUAUCCUCCAUUUUCUCCCUUUCCAUGAUACAAAUCCAUUAUGCUACCUUUCUCACCUUGUAUACCUGGUCUUGCUUCACAAAGGCACAGAAGAAUGAAAAGUCAUAUGGGGCCUAAAAGUUAACUUUUUCUUUGACCUGGACUGUUAAGGUUCAGGUGUGCUAGAAUACUUUAAAAAAAAAAACAAA